Molecule: messenger RNA, 4295 nt
Organism: Canariomyces notabilis
Lineage: Eukaryota; Fungi; Ascomycota; Sordariomycetes; Sordariales; Chaetomiaceae
Product: PIN domain-like protein
Exons: 1
Coding region: 264-4028 (1254 amino acids)
Biological process (GO): nucleotide-excision repair
Cellular component (GO): nucleus
Molecular function (GO): single-stranded DNA binding; DNA endonuclease activity
Source: RefSeq, a predicted model, not a curated record
CAUAAACCUCCACCGCCAUCAAAGUUGCCACACCCAGCUCUCCUCGCGACUUAGAGGACGCAUUCGGCUUCACAGCAUCUCACCUAUGCUCUCCUUCACCAAUAAACUCACUAUACCAAUCAAAGGUGUCUUCAAAUGAAGCCGCUUGUGCUUGACUUGGCAACCCUCACCAGGGUACCUUGACUCGUUGAGUCAUUGGACAAUCCUCACUCACACUCUGUCACCGUCAGCGAUUCUAACUCAUUACCUGAGGAACCGUAAAAAUGGGUGUCCAAGGGCUCUGGACUGUGGUGCAGCCGUGUGCGCGGCCCACAAACCUAUCAACGCUGAACCGCAAGCGCCUCGCCAUUGAUGCUUCCAUCUGGAUAUACCAGUUCCUCAAGGCAGUCCGCGACAAAGAGGGCAACGCCUUGCGCAACAGCCAUGUUGUCGGCUUCUUUCGCCGCAUUUGCAAACUCUUGUGGUACGGUGUAAACCCCGUUUUCGUCUUUGACGGUGGUGCUCCCGCCUUGAAACGCGCCACGCUCCAAGGCCGCCGCAGACGCCGUGAGGGCCGCCGUGAGGAUGCCGUGCGCACCGCUGGAAAGCUUCUCGCCGUCCAGAUGCAGCGCAUUGCCGAAGAGGAGGAAGAGAAGCGCAAGAGGCGUGAGGAAGCUGCGUCAAGUGCCGCCGCAAGAGAAGUCGAAGAGGAGCAGGAAGAUUUACCCAGCAUGGAUCAGAUAGUGUAUGCGGAUGAGCUCGGCAUGUCAAAGCAGGAACGCCAGAGGAGCCGGCGUUUUCACAAACAAGAUGCUUAUCAUCUGCCCGAGCUGGAAAAUGGCAUCGAAGCCAUGGGCAAGCCAAAUGACCCUCGCAUCAUGAGCAUUGAUGAGCUCGAGGAAUACGCGAGACAGUUCAACGACGGCGAGGACAUUAAUCUCUACGACUUUAGCAAGAUUGACUUUGAUGGAGAAUUCUUCAAGAGCCUACCGCCCGCUGAUCGUUACAACAUCCUGAACGCUGCUAGGUUGCGGAGCCGCCUGAGAAUGGGUCUGAGCAAAGACCAGCUGGACCAUAUGUUUCCGGACCGUAUGGCCUUCUCGAGGUUCCAGAUUGAGAGAGUCAAGGAGAGAAAUCACCUGACACAGCGUCUCAUGUAUGAAAUGGGAAUGGCUGGCACUGACUUGACAAUUGGCGUGAACCGCGUUGCCGGGGAAAGGGAUCGGGAGUAUAUCCUAGUCAAGAAUGAGGGCGCCGAAGGAGGUUGGGCUCUCGGUGUUGUCAGCAAGGAGAAGGACAGGGGCCAGAUACACAAGCCCAUCGAUGUUGACGCACUCGAGUUCCAAUAUCAAGGGAAGGACGACGAGGAUGAGUGGGAGGACGAGGAGUUUGAGGACAUCCCCAUCGAGGGCUUGAACAGGCUGCCAAAGCCCCGUCUUGGUAACAACAAUGCCUACCAACAAGCACAGGGCCUAGACUCUGCCCGACAGCAGUUUUACGAUUCUCGGCAAACGGAAGGAGAUGCACCAGAGGAGUCGCUGUUCGUUGAGAAUGAGAACGACACUGACCUUCAAGGGGAAGACGAUUCCCUCCAAGCCGACGAAAGAGAGGACUUGAACCGCGCCAUCGCACUGUCGCUACAAAAUCAGCACGGUGUUGGGCUUCAAGAUAGAAACGACGAUGAAGAAGAACCUGACACUGCAGCAACGCCGAAGUGGAGGCAGAAGGCUGUGGAGGCUGCAAAGCCCAUCACUAGCGCUAGCGGGAGGAUGGUUGCGCAUAUCGUAAACAACAGAGCAAAUGCCGCUGUGCCAAGGCGCCGGAAUAGUGAAAGCAGCGACAGCGAUGUCGAUUUUCAGUCAGCUUUGGCGGCCGCUAGAAAGAAGCAGCCGAAACCACAACCAGCAUCCGUCAAAGCCAACGUCAAGAAUCCAUUUGACGGGCCGCUUCCGUUUGAAAAGCUCGACUGGCGUGGCAUGUUUGGUGGCAAGGUAACGUCCACAACAGAGCGGCGAGAAAACCCUCCGGAAGCCCAGACCGGUGAGCUAGAAGCUGUCUCUGAUGAUGAGGCUGGCGGGUUUGUGAGAGAAUCAGAGGUUGAUGAUCUGCCAAAGAAAGACGAUAAACCUCUCCCAUUACCGCCGUGGCUAACAGACACGUCGGAUAUUCGGGAAUCCGUGAGGAAACAACAAGAGGUAGACAGGCUGAUGAACGAAGCGGAUGAGGAGAUGGUUAUGGGAGAGGAUCUCCACUUAGGUCAGCGACAAGAGGAUGGCAUUAUCGAGAUUGAGUCGGAGAGUGGUGACGACAGCGAUAUUGAAAUCAUCGACGCGCCUCCCGCAGCAAAGCCCCACUCCAAUGAACGGCCAGGAGCCAGCCUUCCCUCUAUGGAGGACGAUAUCGUCAAGCCCGCUCCGGAGCAAGCGAGGGCGGUCGUCACCGAAACCCCAGACGGAGGUAUGGAUAUCAGUACCAAGCCACGCACGCCCGCUCAAAAAUCUCUAGAUCUAGAGACACCCAAUGGACUCAAGGGUCAGUCGGUAGGAAUGAACCCGGGUCCGGAAGACAUGGAGGAGGAAGAUGUGGAGUUUGAGGACGUGGUUCUGCCCGCUCAAACCGGAGCCUCCGAAGAAGCUGUCAAUGGCGAACAGAUGUCUGAAGCUGCUCGCAUUGAGGCCGAGCUUUACGGCGACGGCACACCGCCACCUGCGCAGCAGACAAGAAUCGAAGGGUUUGCAAUGCACCACGAAGACUCGAUUAUCGACCCGGACGCCCCGGGUCCCGAAGAAUUUGAUGAGUUCAGCGACCCAGAGGAAGAGGAACUCCUGGCACAGAUGGCCGAAGAAGCCGAAGAACACGCCCGUUUCGCGAGCCAACUAAACAAUAAGUCUCAACGCGAGAAUCAAGACGCUUAUGAGAAAGAACUACGCGCCCUUCGCAACCAACAAAAGAAAGACCGCCGUGACGCCGACGAGGUCACGCAGAUCAUGGUAAGCGAGUGCCAGGCUCUCCUGCGCCUCUUCGGCAUUCCGUACAUAACGGCACCCAUGGAAGCCGAGGCACAAUGCGCCGAGUUAGUGCGCUUGAACCUCGUCGAUGGCAUUGUCACUGACGACUCUGACAUCUUCCUUUUUGGCGGCACACGCGUCUAUAAGAACAUGUUCAACAGCAACAAGUUUGUCGAGUGCUACCUCGCCCAGGAUCUCGAGACUGAGCUCUCCCUCUCACGAGAGCAGCUCAUCUCUCUUGCCCAGCUGCUCGGAUCCGAUUACACCGAGGGCAUCCCCGGCGUGGGACCUGUUACCGCCGUGGAGAUUUUGUCGGAAUUCCCCGGCAAAGACGGCCUCGCCGCUUUCAAGGACUGGUGGCAAGACGUGCAGAACCGCGGCCGUCCUAAGGAGGCGGACGCGGACUCGCCGUUCCGCAGAAAGUUCCGCAAGGCCCAUGCCACGAAGCUGUUCUUGCCCGUAGGGUUCCCCAGUCCUGCCGUGUUUGAUGCCUACCUUCAUCCUGAAGUGGACAGCGAUCCUGAGCCUUUCCAGUGGGGCGUUCCGGAUUUGGAAGGUUUGAGACAAUUCCUCAUGACCACCAUCGGGUGGAGCCAGGAACGCACGGAUGAGGUUCUCGUGCCCGUCAUCAAGGACAUGAAUCGCCGCGAGGUGGAGGGGACACAGAGUAAUAUUACCAGGUACUUCCAGGGAAGUGUGGGGGUAGGGGCAAAGGAGGCAUUUGCGCCUCGGCAGAGGGGGCUUAAGGGGAGUAAGAGGAUGGCGGACGCGGUCAGUAGGCUGCGGGCGAAGACGGGCGAGGGUGCGGGGGCCCGGGGUUCAUCCGCCGUUGGAGCAUCUGGGGAGUCGGAGAAGGUGAGGAGAAAACGGAAAACAAGGGGCACGGUUGCUGCUUCUGACGAGGAGGAGAGGGAAGAGGAGAACGAGAAUGGUGAAGGAGAUGAGGGUGAAGCGGAUCCGGAUGUUGUAAGUGCGAAGGGAAAGGGCAAGAGGAAGAGAGCUAGCGGUGCCCCUGCUAGGGGCAAGAAAUCGAAGUCGUAGAGCUCAGCUAGUGUAUCAUUGGGGGAUUACGGUCAAGCCUGCACUUAACACACUUCACCCGUCUCAAAUGGUCCGACCCGCCAAUGGGCUCUUUCCUUUCUGGCCACGAGUCAAACACCAAUAUUCAUCUGGAUCUGUUGUUCCUCGACGACCUGACGUUGAAAGUUUGUUCUCGCCGUAUAUCUAUUGUUUCAACCUCGUCCUGAAUCAGUCAACUGAAGCAGGCAAGAAGUCGCUGGGUUGAACCUUAACCUGUAACACUUCGAC